Messenger RNA from Sclerotinia borealis F-4128, 1731 nucleotides. The record is from the annotation of a GenBank genome assembly. Lineage: Eukaryota; Fungi; Ascomycota; Leotiomycetes; Helotiales; Sclerotiniaceae.
AUGGUUGGAACUUUGACAAAGCCGGUCAUAAAGAAGGAAGUUCCUAAACGUUCUCGGGCAUUCAGUACAAGAGCGAAGACGGGAUGCAAAACUUGCAAAGUCCGCCAUGUGAAAUGCGAUGAAGGAAGACCCGGAUGUAGGAAAUGUGCUGCAACAGGAAGACAAUGUGACGGCUAUGCACAUUGUACAUCCAGUCCAAAUUCUAAGCCUAGUACGAUAUCUUCUAUCGUCCCGAAGUCUCCUAGCCGUGGUACAUAUCAACUACCUCCAACUAUUACUGAUUUCCUUUCUCCGUCGCUAUCUGUUAGUGACCAGGAGCAACACUCUUUCCACUUCUUCCACACACAAACUGCACCUCAACUAGGCAGUUGCUUUGGUUCGAAAUUCUGGAGUCAUUUCAUUUUACAAGCCUCUCAUCGUGAGCCGGCAGUACGACAUGCAGCUAUUGCACUCGGUUCUUUACAUGAGAGGUUCGAGUUGGAGGAUAAAUUCAUUUGUAGGGUGAAGGACGACACCGAAGAGAAUUCUUUUGCUUUACGACAAUAUUCACUAACUGAUGAUGCGCUGAAGACUUUACGAGGGCAUCACGACUCUGCUAUCGCACACAUCGACGGUGGAGUAAAAAUACUCUCAGAACUGCAAUCAUCAGGAGAAUCAAUUGCUGUUUCGAAUGACGAUUUUCAUGAAGAUCACAUUCCAGUGUCGAUAUUUCGUAUGCUAUUCAGCCGACUGGAUACGCAGGCAUCGGUUUUAACAUCUAGAGCAAGCAUAAUCGACGGCAAAGUUGACUCAUCUCCGAACUUUGUCCACAACGAGUUCCUUAACGUUGAGGAAGCGCGCGAGGCGUUAGAAUCGGUUUGGACAUUCAGCGCGAGAAACCUACUUUCCUGUUCAAUGUACAAUGGCGUCCCUCUUCCCCUCCCUACCGACAAUGAAACCAAAACUUCGCUAUUAGCCCUCCUCGAGAGUUGGAAUCGAAGAUUUGAGUCAUAUUCACGUAUGACACGCGAGAGGGGUAUUAUUGAAUCGGUCAAUCCAAUGGAGAAGAGGGCAAUGAACCUUCUCCGUAUACACAAAACAAUGACACAAAUUAUGGUCACAACUUCUACGGAGUUCAAUGAACCGAGUGAUUUACUCUGGGACAAUUUUCAGUUGGAAUUUGAAGCGAUGGUGGGAUGGGCCGCCGAAAUCAUCCAUGCGCCAUCAGAUAUCCGAAGAGAAAGUCGCAAAACAGCAAUUUUUACACUAGACAAUGAAAUACUUCAGCCAUUGUUUUUGGUGGCCACAAAAUGUCGAUAUAGACGCAUAAGAAACAGAGCUAUCUUAUUACUGAAACAGGCCGAUAGACAGGAAGGUUUGUGGAAUAGUCUUCUGAGCGCAAGAGUAGCCGAGAGGAUUCGAGACAUCGAAGAAGCUGGUUUGGAAGAAAUAAUAGAGAUAGUUCCAGAAACAACCCGCCUAUGGAACAUCAACAUAAAAUUCGAAUUUGAGGGCUGUCACGGAAGACGAGCAUGGCUUGCAUUUCGGUCUGAUAGGUCCAUCUCCGCGCAUGAAGGUGGAGAAUGGAUUCAACUGUACGAGGGCGAUAAUUCGUCCGAGACUUUCAGAACACCGGAUGAGUGGAAGGAGUCAUCUAUUCAGGGUCAUAAUAUUUCGGACUUGGAAAACAUUAGCAGAGAGCCAUCUUUCGAAUCUGAAUGGAAAGGUAGUAACAAAUCAGAAUCGUCUUGA